AUGAUGAUGCAACAUUCCCAAACACAGGACCCAAACUCGCUUGAAUUCAAGAUUUUGAGAUCCACCGGAAACUGGGAGAAGCAGGUGGGUUUACCUAGAAACACUAAAGUUGAAUACGGCAUCAUCGGCAGCUUCCAAAGCGGAGUAUAA
Molecule: messenger RNA, 150 nt
Organism: Neurospora tetrasperma FGSC 2508
Lineage: Eukaryota; Fungi; Ascomycota; Sordariomycetes; Sordariales; Sordariaceae
Exons: 2
Coding region: 1-150 (49 amino acids)
Source: RefSeq, a predicted model, not a curated record